Scophthalmus maximus (turbot) is the source of this 3437-nucleotide messenger RNA. It is a transcript of the gene galnt9, whose product is annotated as polypeptide N-acetylgalactosaminyltransferase 9. The coding region runs from base 780 to 2594 and encodes 604 amino acids. The transcript is spliced from 11 exons. Gene Ontology annotation, cellular component: Golgi apparatus. The record is from RefSeq and is a predicted model, not a curated record. NCBI's taxonomy places the organism in Eukaryota, Metazoa, Chordata, Actinopteri, Pleuronectiformes, Scophthalmidae.
CGCCGCCUUGUUUUGGAAGGCAUGCACAUAUUUUUUCUGGACGCACGCUCCCCGGGAUCAUAUUUUUUUUUUGCAGAGCGCGAAGGAUCGACGUGCCCCGUUGGAGAGAGAGAGAGAGAGAGAGAGAGAGAGAGAGAGAGAGAGAGAGAGAGAGAGAAGAAGCGAUGCCACGGCGACGCAGCAGCAGCAGCAGGAGGAGGAUGAUGAUGCUUCGACGCGAGCGGUCAUUGCAGCGCACCUCCCGUAAGAUGGACGAGGCACAUCGGGGGCGGAUAUAAGGAACUGGCGGCAUAUCUCGUUGCGCAGGGAGGGAGGCGAGGGAGACGGGGGUCGUUCUGCAACUGCCGUCGGCUGCUCCAGAGGACGGGUGCCUCCCGCAGGUGUCGUUUCUAUCGCUCGUGAUAUGUAGCUCGGGGGGACGGUCGGGGGGGGGGGAGGAGGAGGAGGAGGAGGACGGUGCGGCGUGUUGCGUUGCAGCUGGUCCUCGGCCAUCCGAAGCCCUUUCGGACGCGUCCGGAGCCGAGCGCGCCGGCCGCCGGCGACCUUUGGCCAUCCUUGAACUUCGGUGCGACGGGGAGCGCAGCCUCCUGAGCUGUCCGUGGUGCUGAACGCGCCGGGGUCUCCCCGCGGGUCGACCCUCCUCCUCCCCCGCGGGACGAGGGGUACCAGCCUUCCUGCGACGCGCAGCAAGGAGACGGACGGAGCAGGGGCCACCGCGCGCGCGCGCACAGCUGCCGGGCUUGACCGAGUCGGCCAGACCCGAGAUCCCCGCGUUUUUCAUGGCUGUGGCACGCAAAAUCAAAACUUUGCUGACCGUCAACAUCCUGGUGUUCGUGGGCAUCGUCCUGUUCUCGGUGUACUGCCGCAUCCAGGACCGCUCCGAGGAGCUCAUCCAGCUGGGGCGCGUCACCGACCAGCGGCUGCGAGCCAGGAAUGGCAAAGUUUCCAACUUGGCGGACCGGCAGUCCAUUCUCCAGAGGCUGGAGAGGCUGGAGGAUGUGGUCUACAACCAACUGAACGGUCUGGCGAAGCCCAUGGGGCUGGUGGAGGGGCCCGGAGGCCUUGGCCAGGGGGGAGCUGCUGCCACUCUGGGAGAGGACGGUCACGACGCCGAGGGGAAGUACGAGGAGUACGGCUACAACGCUCAGCUCAGUGACCGCAUCUCCCUGGACAGGAGCAUCCCCGACUACAGGCCCAAGAAGUGCAAGCAGUUGACCUACCCAGAGGACCUCCCGCAGAUCUCGGUGGUCUUCAUCUUCGUGAACGAAGCGCUGUCGGUGAUCCUGCGUUCCGUCCACAGCGUGGUCAACCACACGCCAGCGCACCUGCUCAAGGAGAUCAUCCUGGUGGACGACAACAGCGACAGUGUGGAGCUGAAAUUCAACCUGGACCAGUAUGUGAACAAGCGCUACCCGGGCCUGGUGAAGAUCGUGAGGAACAGCAAGCGGGAGGGCCUGAUCCGGGCCAGGCUGCACGGCUGGAACGCUGCCACGGCGCCCGUGGUCGGCUUCUUCGAUGCCCACGUCGAGUUCAACUCUGGCUGGUCCGAACCUAUUCUGACCCGGAUGAAGGAGGACCACACCCGCAUCAUCCUGCCCGCCAUAGACAACAUCAAAUACAACACGUUCGAGGUGCAGCAGUACGCCAAUGCGGCCCACGGCUACAACUGGGGCCUCUGGUGCAUGUACAUCAUCCCGCCGCAGGAGUGGCUGGACAAGGGCGAUGAGACGGCCCCAAUCAGAACUCCAGCAAUGAUUGGCUGCUCCUUUGUGGUGGAUCGGGAAUACUUUGGUGAGAUCGGUCUGCUGGAUCCUGGCAUGGAGGUCUAUGGAGGCGAGAACAUCGAGCUGGGCAUGCGGGUGUGGCAGUGUGGGGGGAGUAUGGAGGUCCUGCCAUGUGCCAGAGUGGCCCACAUCGAGCGAACCAAGAAGCCCUACAACAACGACAUAGAUUACUACGCUAAGCGGAAUGCCCUGCGGGCCGCUGAGGUGUGGAUGGACGAAUACAAAUCCCAUGUCUACAUGGCCUGGAACAUUCCAAUGAAUAACCCGGGGGUUGAUUUCGGGGACGUGUCCGAGCGCCUGGCCUUACGGAAGCGGCUGCAGUGUCGGAGUUUCCGCUGGUACCUCGAGCACGUCUACCCGGAGAUGCGGAUCUAUAACAACACCAUCACGUACGGCGAGGUGAGGAACAGCAAGGCCAGCGGAUACUGCCUGGACCAGGGCUCCGAGGACGACGACAAAGCCAUCCUCUACCCCUGCCACGGCAUGUCCUCCCAGCUCGCGCGCUACUCCUCCGAGGGGCUCCUCCAGCUGGGACCCCUGGGCUCGACCACCUUCUUGCCCGACACGAAAUGCCUCGUCGACGACGGCAGAGGACGCACUCCCAGUCUGAAAAAGUGCGACGUGGUUUCAAGGGUUUCCCAGCGGCUGUGGGACUUUACGCAGAACGGUCCGAUCAUCAGCAGGGACACCGGCCGAUGCCUGGAGGUAGAAAUGUCCAAAGACGCCAACUUUGGCCUUCGCCUGGUGGUCCAGAGAUGCUCCGGUCAGAAGUGGAUGAUACGAAACUGGAUUAAGCAUCCCAGGCACUGAAAGCCAGGCGGACGGCCUCUGAGGGCGGCUCGGGCGCCGUCUCGAGUCGCAUUUCGGAGCUCACGCCGCGGACAGUUUUUUUUCUUUCGGAGAGGAGCAGAGACUGGCGGCGCCGGUGUGUGGUAUUUUCACACCCUCGGACGGCAACCGCGCACCGAGCCUCGCUCAGGCCGCAGAGCUUCCCCCGGCGAGCGUCGAAGGGGAGCAGAGACCUUGUGGCAGGGCGCGGCGCCUGAAAUGGCCCGCGUCUCUGACAUUCAGCCACAUGUAUAGAAUAGAGUGACGGAAACACCCGGAGGUGGUUUCGAAGUCGGAGUGACUCUUUUGUUUUUACCGUACAACUAGCCAUGUGAGACAGAGAGAGAGAGAGAGAGAGAGAGAGAGCGCGCGCGUGUGUCUUUUGAACAAAUCAAAAGAUAUAAUUGCCGUCAAAUUGCCACAUCCAAGUGAUCAUUUUGGGCUGCGAUUUGGAGAAAUUGCCUUGGACACAUUGAGCCGCCUUGGCAAGUCAUGUGAGAGGCUUCAGGGGGGGCUGCCCAUCAUCUGGUCGGCAGGCAUUUCCCUCUCAACCACACAAGCCGCUUCAGUUCGUUGUUUCUUUGGACUGUGUUGCUCUGCGGGAGCAAUCGUGUGCCUUUUUUCCUCUCGGUUUUUUUUUCUGCUUCAUCUGACCAGGGAAUGUCAGUCCCGCAAAGCAUGUACAAAAUCAUUUGAAAGCUAUUAAUAUAUAAAAAACUAAUGUAUAAAAGGAGGGUAAUAUAUUGUGUAAAAAAAAAAAAAGUGACAAAUUCCUAUCCGUCCUCUGAUAACAAUUAGGAUAAUUAAAAUCAUUUCUAUGAUGAA